GGUUUAUGAAGGGCUUUAACACAUCCUGAUUCAACAACCCCAAACCCACCUCGCUCCGCUCUCACCACCAUCAUCACCACCAUCAAUGGCGGUUUUGAGCGCCUUCACCGUCAAACCCCAUCCCAUUCUCUAAAUCCGAUGCUAACGAACCAACCUCCAAUUUCAAUUGCAAGAUUCUCAUUCCCACAUUCAUCCCAUUGCCAAAACCCCAAAACCAACAUGCUGAAGCUCAUUUCAUCAUCGCACAUCCACCGCCUCACCCCCGCCGCCGCAGCUCCGGUGCUCCGACCCAUAGCGGAGUCCGCAUCGCCGAUGCAUAGACUGCUCAGUUCUCUCGGUCAGAGGAGCGGUAAUUUGGGAGGCAGGUAUUUUUUCUGUUCGGACUCCAGCGACGGGAACGAUCCUGUGGUUGACGCUGAGGUCAAAACGGCUGAGGACGCACCGUCUAAGGCAUCCGCUAUCGUUUCCACGAAUCCCAGACCCGAAGAUUAUCUCAGCGUUUUGGCAUUACCAUUGCAUCAUAGACCACUUUUCCCAGGAUUUUACAUGCCGAUCGUUGUUAAGGAUCCAAAAAUGUUGAAAGCUCUACAAGAAAGUCGGGAACGGCAAGCCCCUUAUGCCGGUGCUUUCCUUGUUAAAGAUGUGCCAGAUCCUGAUCCUAAUGUAGUAUCUAGCUCCGACACAGAGAAAAGUGUACAUGAUUUAAAAGGAAAAGAGUUGCUUAACCGUCUUCACGAAGUUGGGACUCUUGCUCAAAUUACAAGUAUCCAUGGGGAUAAUGUGAUUCUGAUUGGUCAUCGGCGUCUCCGCAUAACAGAGAUGGUUAGUGAGGAUCCGCUUACUGUAAAAGUUGAUCAUCUAAAGGACAAACCUUACAACAAAGAUGAUGAGGUCAUAAAGGCUACAAACUCUGAGGUUAUAUCAACCCUAAGAGAUGUUCUUAAAACAAGUUCCCUUUGGAGAGAUCAUGUUCAAACAUACACUAAGCAUAUAGGUGAUUUUACUCCUUCAAGAAUUGCAGAUUUUGGAACUGCGAUAUCAGGAGCAAACAAAUUGCAAAGCCAGCAAGUUCUUGAAGAGCUAGAUGUGUAUGAACGACUUAAACUUACACUGGAGUUGGUAAAGAAAGAGAUGGAAAUCACCAAGAUUCAAGAAUCAAUAGCAAAAGCAAUUGAAGAAAAGAUAAGCAAUGAGCAGCGUCGUUUUUUGUUGAAUGAGCAGCUUAAGGCCAUAAAGAAGGAAUUAGGACUGGAGACUGAUGACAAAACAGCUCUUACUGCUAAAUUCAAGGAAAGGAUUGAACCAAAGCGAGAAAAAUGCCCGCCUUAUGUUUUACAAGUUAUAGAUGAAGAGCUCACAAAGCUACAGCUAUUGGAGGCUAGUUCUAGUGAAUUCAGUGUUACCCGUAACUACUUGGACUGGUUGACUGCACUGCCUUGGGGUGAAUACAGUGACGAGAACUUUGAUGUUAUUGGGGCUCAAAAGAUUCUUGAUGAAGACCAUUAUGGAUUAACUGAUGUGAAGGAAAGGAUAUUGGAAUUCAUAGCUGUUGGGAAAUUGAGAGGAUCUUCACAGGGGAAGAUUAUAUGUCUUUCUGGUCCACCAGGAGUGGGCAAAACAAGUAUUGGCCGUUCAAUUGCACGUGCCUUGAACCGUAACUUCUUCCGAUUCUCUGUAGGAGGAUUAGCUGAUGUGGCUGAAAUCAAGGGGCAUCGUCGAACCUAUAUUGGUGCUAUGCCAGGGAAGAUGGUGCAAUGCCUUAAGAAUGUUGGAACAGCCAAUCCUCUUGUUUUGAUUGAUGAGAUUGACAAAUUGGGCAGAGGGCAUGCUGGUGAUCCAGCAAGUGCUUUGUUAGAGCUUCUGGAUCCAGAGCAGAAUGCGAAUUUUCUGGACCACUAUCUUGACGUUCCUAUUGAUCUAUCAAAGGUUCUUUUUGUUUGCACUGCAAAUGUUGUGGAGAUGAUACCCAAUCCUUUGUUGGAUAGGAUGGAGGUUAUUUCUAUUGCUGGGUAUAUUACUGAUGAGAAAAUGCACAUUGCUAGAGAUUAUCUGGAGAAGAGUACACGUGAAGCAUGUGGAAUAAAGCCUGAACAAGUGGAAGUGACUGAUGCUGCUCUUCUUGCUCUAAUAGAUAAUUACUGCCGAGAAUCAGGUGUUAGGAACCUUCAAAAGCAAAUAGAGAAAAUUUACCGAAAGAUAGCACUACAACUUGUGAGGAAAGGGGAAGAAAUUGAUGCUACUGUUGCUAGUUCUCAGUCUUCCGAAUCCAAGAAAGACAAAGUAGAUUUUGAUGAAUCAAGUUCAAACACCAUUCAAAAAGAGAACUCUAAGUUAGAAGAGAGUAGUAAUCCUGAACAAAUGGGCGAAAGUGAAACCUGUGAAGAAGUUGACAAGGUGCAAGCAGUACCUGAUGAUCAAUCUACAGAUACGGAGGUUGCAAAAGAAAGUGAGGAAGAGAAGGAAACUGAAACAAAGACUAUUGAAAAAGUAUUAGUUGAUGAAUCAAACUUAACUGAUUUUGUUGGCAAGCCUGUGUUCCAUGCUGAUCGCAUCUAUGAUCAGACACCUAUUGGGGUUGUUAUGGGUCUUGCAUGGACUUCAAUGGGCGGUUCGACGCUGUAUAUAGAGACCUCAUUUAUUGAGGAAGGGGAGGGAAAAGGAACACUGCAACUCACUGGUCAAUUAGGAGACGUGAUGAAAGAAAGUGCUCAGAUUGCUCACACAGUUGCCAGAGCAAUACUACAGGAGAAAGAACUAGAAAACCCUUUCUUUGCAAAUGCAAAAUUACACCUCCAUGUUCCUGCAGGGGCUACACCAAAGGACGGACCCAGUGCUGGUUGCACGAUGAUCACUUCUUUGUUGUCCCUUGCCAUGAAGAAGCCUGUGAAGAAGGAUCUAGCAAUGACUGGGGAAGUAACACUUACAGGGAAGAUUCUUCCUAUUGGCGGGGUUAAGGAGAAAACCAUAGCUGCGAGAAGGAGUGGUGUUAAGACUAUAGUGUUCCCUUCGGCUAACAGGAGAGAUUAUGAUGAGCUAGCACCUAAUGUGAAAGAAGGUCUUGAUGUUCAUUUUGUUGAUGAUUUCAAGCAGAUAUUUGAUUUGGCUUUUGGCGAUGACUAGUCUCAGAAUAUAGACAAGGAGUGUUCAUACUCGAUGGAGAAUAUUCUAAUAUUUGCAUCAAUACAAAAUCAUUUGAGUUUAUCAUCAUUUGAGGCAUACAUAAACACCUAUGGUACUCUACCUCUAGUUUCAUCAUGUUGAGGGGAUAGGAAAAGGGUUGUAGUAGGUGUCGGAGAAAUGGAUUCAGUUGUUUUUCUAUGCCAUUCAUUCAUGCAAUUCUAGAAAAGUCAAAAGAAGUGAAGUUGAGAAUCACAAGAUUUUCAUCAAAUCAUUAGUGGUGAAUGACAAGGUUUUGAUCAAACCAUGAAUGAUUACAUGACA
This is a messenger RNA of Lotus japonicus, 3441 nucleotides long. Its product is annotated as lon protease homolog 1, mitochondrial. Gene Ontology annotation, cellular component: mitochondrial matrix. The coding region runs from base 139 to 3120 and encodes 993 amino acids. Lineage: Eukaryota; Viridiplantae; Streptophyta; Magnoliopsida; Fabales; Fabaceae. Gene Ontology annotation, biological process: protein quality control for misfolded or incompletely synthesized proteins; protein catabolic process; mitochondrion organization. Gene Ontology annotation, molecular function: ATP-dependent peptidase activity; ATP hydrolysis activity; serine-type endopeptidase activity. The record is from RefSeq and is a predicted model, not a curated record. The transcript is spliced from 21 exons.